GUAAGUCUUCUCCCUGGUGCUCCUUCACCUCCAGGUGCUCAGCGGUCGGUCUGGGCUCACACUCAGUGACCAGACGGCGAACCCAACAGGGUUGAGAGGAGGGCGGCGGCCCAGAGCCCUGCUGUGGAGCAAGCCAGCCUCUGCUUCUUGCCUUCCAGCUGCAGAGGAUGCAGGCUCUGGAGAGGGAGCAGGAUGCCCUGUGGCAGGGGCUGGAGCUGCUGGGGCAUGGCCGGGCCUGGUUUGAGGGCUGUCUCAGGGAGGCACAGCAACGACAGCUGCAUCUAGGGGCUCUUGGUGAGAAUUUUCUAACAGAUUUACACUCAGAGCUUCAUGGCCCCCAGUUAGCCCAGAUUCAAAAGGUGAACAUGUGUUUGCAGAAUCUGAUUCAGGAGAAGUUCUCCCCACAUGCCUUAAACAAGGCUAGUUCCUGUGCUGCCCAGGACUGGAAGGGAAGGCCAAGGAAGCAGAACUUACAGCAGCAACAGGUAAACUGUAGGGGAGUGGGGGUGGGGGAGGGCGAAAGCCCUGGCCCCUUGGGGGAGGGGGACCACAGAUGCCCACGCUGUUUCUCUCCUCUUCUGCAGGAGUUGUCGAGGCAGCAGAAGGGAAGCAUUCAGCCAAAACGGGAGACCGCUCAGCCGGGCUGCCCCAAGAUGCAGUGGGGCCCAACCCGUGUGUAAAGCCUCCUCUGGGUUUCCUCAUUUGGUGAGGGGG
Molecule: messenger RNA, 714 nt
Organism: Ailuropoda melanoleuca (giant panda)
Lineage: Eukaryota; Metazoa; Chordata; Mammalia; Carnivora; Ursidae
Gene: SAPCD1
Product: suppressor APC domain containing 1
Exons: 3
Coding region: 168-680 (170 amino acids)
Source: RefSeq, a predicted model, not a curated record